Messenger RNA from Drosophila takahashii, 892 nucleotides. RefSeq names its product seminase. Gene Ontology annotation, biological process: proteolysis. NCBI's taxonomy places the organism in Eukaryota, Metazoa, Arthropoda, Insecta, Diptera, Drosophilidae. Gene Ontology annotation, molecular function: serine-type endopeptidase activity. The record is from RefSeq and is a predicted model, not a curated record.
AUGCAAAGUCUUCUGUAUUGCUGCGUGCUGGCUGGCGCUCUGAUUUCGAUCCACGUUCAUGGCCAGGACACGAAUCGCACACUGUCUUUAGCAAAUGAGACUGGUGCGGUUAAAAAUUACACUAUCGAUGUAAAAAAGCUGGCCAAAAUAGUGCUUCCCCCAGAUCACGACCCUCGCGUCAUUGGCGGCCAAAUAACCACAAAUGCAAAGUUGGGAGGAUACCUAAUGGCAUUGCUAUAUGGCAGGGAUUUUGUCUGUGGUGGCGCUCUGAUCCAUGAGCUCAUCGUCCUGACGGCGGCCCACUGCUUUUUGGGUCGGAUGAAGGUUGCUCAGUGGACUGUGGUCGGCGGUAUUUCGAAACUCCAUCAAAGAGGUUUGCGUCGCCAAGUGAAGGACUUUAUCAUUUCUGAAAAGUUCGAAGAGGACGAGAUGAAUAUGGAUGUGGCCGUAAUGCUGAUGAAAAGUCCCAUGAAAGGCAAGGGUAUCGGAAAACUUUCGCUAUGCUCGGUAGCCCUCAAUCCAGGCAUUGAACUAGUUGUUUCCGGUUGGGGCAUGACCGUUGCCAGAGGACGUGGACCCCAGCCCUUGCUACGUACGGUCACAGUGCCAAUUAUACAGAAGAAAAAAUGCCGUUCCGCCUAUCAGCCCAUGGCUAAAAUAACAGACAGUAUGCUAUGCGCUGCAGUCCUUGGAAAGAAGGAUGCGUGCACCUUUGACUCUGGAGGUCCUUUGGUUUACAAAAAGCAGGUUUGCGGCAUUGUCUCCUUUGGCAUUGGAUGUGCUAGCAAGCGUUAUCCUGGCGUCUACACGGAUGUCAUUUACGUGAAGCCCUUUAUCGAGAAGAGCAUGAAGGUUCUGUUGGCAAAAAAAUAAAAGACUUGUUCACAACCGA